Messenger RNA from Paramecium sonneborni, 639 nucleotides. The record is from the annotation of a GenBank genome assembly. NCBI's taxonomy places the organism in Eukaryota, Ciliophora, Oligohymenophorea, Peniculida, Parameciidae.
AUGAUUUCAUAACACCUUAAUCCAUUCAGAAAAAGUAAUCGUUAUGCAUACUCUUUAUUUGAUGAAAAAAACUCUCAUGAAAUAACUAUAGAAGAUGAACUAUCUAUGUUGCAACCAAUUCCAAAAUAUGUUUGGGAAGAUGAUUACAAUGAAUAAUUGAAAUUAGAGUUAAAAUAUUAUAAUAUAGAUAUUCAAAUACUAUCUGAUUCUGAGUGGUUACAUCUCUUAAAAACAGGUUAGUAUGAUUCAAACAAAAGUUUACUUUUAUCAAUAUUUACUACAAGAUCAUUAACAGUGAAACAAGUUUUUGAUUUUAUAACAAUGUAAUGCCAAAUGACUUGCCUAUUUGGUAACCUUAAAAAUGAAGUAAAAGAAAAAAAUUAUGAAUGUAUUAACAAAGAUGUAAAUAGAACUUUUAAAAGUUCAAACUUUUUUUAGUAAGGAGAAGUUCUUCAAAGAUUAUAAGAUAUAUUAGUGGCUUACAGUAAUUUAGAUUCAGAAGUUUCUUAUGGUUAAGGAAUGAAUUUCAUAGUAGCAGCUCUCAUUUAUUUAGAUUUUAAUAAUGAUGAAGCUAUCUUUGAAAUUUUAAGAACAAUAAUUAUGGAUAAAGAUUGGAGAUAGGUAUNCUUAAAAUUUUGA